AAACUCCUCCGUACUCGUUCGGGUCAUUUCCCCAAAUCGACACUGGUCCUCAAAACACUUCAAAAAAGAGAGAGAGAAAUUUUCAAGGGCAAACAAAGGGAAAAAAAAACGCCGUCAAUUCGCCGUCAAAUUCUCCUCUCCGACGAUCGUAAGCCGCUGGAUCCAUGACGGUCGCUAACGGAGCUAGGGUUCCGUCUCUGCCGGAGCCUGCUGCCGUCGGGAAAUGAGCUUUUUGAUUGCUGCCGUAGGUUUUGGGGUUCGCUUAGUCAACGGUCGAGAUUUCGUCUACGAAUGGAGGGAAGCAGCAGCAGCCUAGGGUUUUUUCUCGCUCGGGGUUACGCCGAUGGAUUAUGAUGAGAUUGAUUUUCAAAGCCAGAAUUUCCAGCUAGUUGGAGAAGAGAACAAAUUUCCUCCUAGUUUACGGUCAUUUCCUCUACCGAAAUUUGAUUUUGACGAGCAUCUUCAGGUUCAUCUCAGAUUUGAUAGUCUAGCUGAGACAGACGUUUUACUUGGUAUACAAGGUCAAGACAAUAAUUGGAUUGAGGAUUUCUCAUCUGGAACAAGUGCGAUAGAAUUCAGUUCAAGUGCUGCUGACAAUUGCUCAAUUUCUAGGCAUAACAAUGUAUGGUCUGAGGCUACUUCAUCUGAAUCUGUUGAAAUGCUGCUGAGAUCUGUUGGAGAAGAUGAGAUGAGGGAUAAAAAAGUUGAAGCCAUGGAAGCAGAUGCGCAAAAUGUAGUGAAUGAAAUGAUUGACCAAAUGGAUCCUGCUUCAAGGCAAGUCGAUGACCACAGCACUGUAGUAGGGGAUAUCAUAAAAAGUCCAGUGUUGUCACCUGAUAAAUUUCAGAGAAACUUAUCCGGUGCAAGUGAAAUAUCUGGUGCAAAAUCAGAUGCAAGUUCCUUGGGAGAUAAAUUUCACACUAAUAGAAAGAGCGGUGGUGGGCAAUGCAUGGAAGCUGACAAUGUUUCUCAAUCAUCAGAUGAUACCAGUAAAAAUGGUUCAGUAAUAAGUGAAUCCUUGUGCAAUUCGGUACAUAAUGUGGAACCUUUGGGUACAGGAUCCAUGAAGGCGUAUGAUGCUCGUUGUUGGGAUGCGAGUAAGGUAGCUAGAAGAAGUCCCGAUACUAUUGCUUGUAGGGUUACUCAAGAGAAAUUAGUGGAAAAGCACACUGUUAUUAACAUGACCGAGAGGUCAGAUUUGCAUGUGGAUGAUGCACAGAAUGAGAUAAGUCCAAUGUCAAGAGAUCCCGCAGGGAAUGAGCAGUUCUUGGAGAGCCAUGGAGUAGAAAGUCAACUUUGUAGUAGAGGAAAUACUUCCAUUGUGCAGCCAACUAGGGAUUCUUUUGUACUGAUGAGUGAAAGAUAUAACAUGAGUGGAUAUUCUGAGAAACCUGAUGGCUUGCUGGAAGCCAUUACUUACCAAGUAAAGGCUAAAAAAUUUGAUAAUAAGACAGGUGAUAGAAGUUCAAUGCCGGCGAAUGAGGUGAUAUCACUAGAAAAUGCAGGAGAGAGGUCUAUUGAAAAAGAUUAUGUUGAUAUCAGCAAGGAAAAUAUUCCUAGCCAGCGGACUGACCACGAUGAGAAAGGGAUAGGACAUACCUCAGAAGCUGCAGUAGAGGCAAAUGCUUCAACUCGGAUGAAUUCUGAAACACAAAGGACAGAGACAAAAGAUGAAAAUAUGUUGCAAGUUAAUAAUCUAGGUGCCCAGACGCCUGAUCCAGUUUUUGUGCAGAAGAAUGUUGAAGCUGCAGUUGUUAAAGAUGUUGAGGGAUCUGGCUGUAAAUUUAUUGCAUCAGAAAAUGUUAUGUUAGAUGAAUCUCCUUUGCCUGCUGUACUUAACAAUCCUGAUGUUAAGAUUUCAUCCCCUGUUCCUGGCAAAAUACACAAGAUGACUGAGCAAUCUGAUGUUCACACGUUUUCUCUGGAGUCUUCUGCUGGACAGAGGUAUGUUGGGCCAUCCAUGAGUCCUGGUACUACAAAUUUGAACGGUGACGAUCUUGUUGUCUUGGGGAAGGCAAAAUUUGCCACAUCUUCUGGACAAAAUUCUGACAAUGUGGGAAUUGCUAGUGUCUCUAGAGCCAAACAUUUGGUACAUGAUGAAUCAGCAGCCAGUAAAACUGCUCCAAUGGCUGUUGGAUUACCUUCCAUUGUUGCGGAGGAAAGUAAACAAGUGACUUCACCAAAGUUACUUGAACCGGAUUCCAUUUAUUCUGACGUGAAAGAAGUGAAAAUAACAGGAACUGUAUCUGUUUCUGUUUUGAAAUGUAAAUCAGAUGCUCUAUUACCAGUUGUGCCAGUUGUAACAUCUGAUUCAGUUGUCACUGAUAGUUCAUUAGCUAGAGAUAUGGCACCGGAUGUCCCAGUCCCAGGUGUCAAGGUCGCUGUUCUUGACGAAACAAUUCAGUUGCAUCAGUCAGAAGAUACCUCCACUGCAGAUACAGUUCCAGAACGGUAUGAGGGGGCAGCAUCAGUUCAAUUUUCAUCAGAAUUCAUUCCGUCCAAUGAUAAAGAAGAUAAAACUUCUGCAGUCACUAGUUUAACUAAAUCGGAGGGUAAUGUGGACAAUACACCACUUACUGAGUCUAAUAUUGGUGAACAUAGUCCUCUCAGAAGCAUAGACAAUCGUCAACCUGCUUUGGUGGAUCAGCCUUUAUCUUAUGUGGAAGCCUCCAUUCCAUGCCAGAGACUUCAAUCGUUGGUGGAUAAAACAAUCAUCCAUGAGGAGGCUACAUCAGUUGUAGAAAACCUUGUCGUCCAUGAUCCCCCUGUAGAAAGAAAGGACCCCUCUAAUAAAUCAGAAGCUUCUUCGCAUGAAAACGAAGAGACAGUUUCUGCGAAAAUGACCAGCCAUGGUGAAGGACGAAUGCUGCCAGAGACUCCAUCUGUUGAAAAAAAUUCUGUUACUCUGGUUAAAGCUGGUGUCAACGCAUCAACCACAUUGUCUGAAAGCAACGGAAAAGCCCAGUUGACAGUUGAAACGGUUAAAGGACAUGCUCAAAAUGAGCAAGAAGUAGGAAAUGCUAAACAAGUUGAGCACACUACUUCUGAUCUGAAGAAGAGUAUUGCAUCUGAAGAUGACAGAACCUUCACAUUUGAGGUUCAAAGAGCAGAAGAGCUGUCUGGAAAUAGCAUAGGCGAUCAAUGGAAGCCUUUUACCAUUAUGCAGUCGCCUGAACUUUCUGAGGGUUGUCGUUCAGAACAUGUAGAAGGGAAACGUCGUAGCAGGAGUAGAAAAACAACUUCUGAGGAUAAACCUACUCAUGCAACUAAAUCUUCAAAUGAAAAACAAACCACAUCUAAGGGAAGGCCUGCGAAACGAACAUCAGUGCGUAAGAAAUCUACCGAUAGUGUUGGAAAAUCAUGUGCUACCUCUUCUGCACCUGUUGGAACUGUAGGCAGUGGCAUGCAGUUAGAAGCAGUACAACUAUUCACUGAGAGCAAUCAUAAGAAAUCAUCUGCUUCACCAAUUGUUCAGCCAGCAGGCAUGCCUGAGUCAAACUCUUCUGCUUCAUCCACAACAUUAGUUCAACAACCUUUCACUGAUCUACAGCAACUACAGUUGCGUGCACAAAUAUUUGCUUAUGGAUCUUUAAUUCAAAGUAUCCCUCCAGAUGAGGCCUGCAUGCAGUCAGCCUUUGGAGCAACUGAUGCUGGAAGGAGCUCGUGGGAGAGUGUGUGGCGCAAAUCAGUUGAAAGGUAUCAAACUCAAAAGUCACCAGUUAACCCUGAGACUCCUCUUGAUUCUCAUUCAGCUGCGGGGGCACCUAAACAAGUAACAAAGCGCAGCUCACGGCAAAGUAAAGCUGUGAGUGCUUCUUCAAGUAGGUCCGUUGGUAAAGUUAUUGCCCCUGCAGUUUUAAGUUCCACACCACCUUUACCAUCGCCUCUGUGGAGCGUGUCUACUCAUGAUGGAUUACCCUGUAAUUUGCCGAGAGGUGCGAAGCUGGACUUUAGUCAAGCUCUGUCUCCAUUGCAUUCUUAUCCAUCUUCACAGAAAAGGCAGUUCACUAGUAGCAGUAUGCCUUGGCUGCCGCUAAACCCUCGUCCUGGGCCCUGGGCUGUCUCUGCCCAGAGUCCAACCCUUAAUGCUGCUACUCAGUAUUCAACAAAGCUGGUUGUUGAAACUCUUCAAGUAACAGCAGCGAAAGAAUUAUCCAUGGGACAUGCUGCUAGUGUGCAGCUUGUGUCCCCAAGUACUCUGCUGCCUACUCCAUGUUCUACGAGUGUUCCUCCAGCAUCAUUUGUUCAACUAGAAACGCAAAAGCAGUCAGCAAGUCCUGGUAGUAAUAAGAAAGCUUCUAGCAUCCAGAAACCUAGAAAGAUGAAGAAGGUUGUGGCAACUGAGGAUUUUACUGAAAUCAUUCCAGUUUCUCAAUCUUCUAUGGAACCUGCUUGUACUACAACUGUUUCUAAAACCCUGCCUUCUGCAUCACCAGGCCUGCUGUUAUCUGCUAUACAACCUGCUUCUGCUCCUAAUGUUCCUAAAACUCUGCCGUCCGCAUCAGAACGCUUGCCAUUAUAUAAUUAUACUCCCCCAAAAGUUGCUUCUCAGCCCAUUGUUUCAGCUGCCACCCAUAUUUCUCCUCCUCAAAAUCAGGUAAUAGUCAGUGCUAAUGCUGAGCAGAGGGUCAUUGUUUCAGAAGAGACAGGCAAUAAAAUUGAGCAGGCUAAGCGGCAAGCAGAAGAUGCUGCUGUAGUUGCUGCUUCAGUGGUAAGUCAUAGUAAAACUAUAUGGAAUCAGUUAGCUGCUCAGAGGAACUCUGGACUAGUUACAGAAGUCGAAGAGAAGCUUGCUUCUGCAGCUGCUAAGCUCGCAUCGAAUGCUGCUUUACAGGCAAAGAUGAUGGCAGACGAAGCUCUAGAUUCAGCUAAAACAAGGAGCCUAGCACACAGUUCUGAAGCGAUCUUUGAUGCUGAGAAGAAUUUCGCAAGGCUCUCUCCUGGGUCAAUUCUGAAUGGCAAGGACAAAGUGCAUGGUUCUAGUUCAAUCAUUUCUGCUGCACGGGAGGCUACCAGAAGAAGGGUUGAAGCAGCUUCUGCUGCCACAAAACGAGCAGAGAAUUUAGAUGCUAUAAUGAAGGCUGCAGAACUAGCUGCAGAAGCUGUAUGCCAAGUAGGGACAAUAAUUGCAAUGGGAGAUCCAUUGCCUAUCAAAUUAAGUGAAUUGGUAGAAGCUGGUUCAGACUGUUCUUGGAAAGCUAACUGCCCAACCUCAGAGAUGCCUAACAUAGCAAACAAACUGCCUGAGGAGGAGCAGAAAGACUUGGGUCACAAGGGUCAUGAUCACGUGCAGACACCUUCUAACAAAGUAAAUGCUGUUGAAGAUGAGACAUUUCAUGAUGAGCAGCCCAUACAGUCUGCAGUUAAGUGCAAAGUGGGCUUAACUGGCUUAGGGAGUGGAGUAGGUAAUCCAUCAACUCUUCUGAAUGAUAGCCAUGAAAGAAAUCAGUCAUCAGGCAAUCUGAAGGAAAAUGCCAUACAAAAGGGAUCUGUUGUUGAGGUUAUGUCUGAUAAGGAAGGUCUUAGAGGAGGCUGGUUUUCUGCACGCGUUCUUGAUUUAAAAGAUAAUGAAGCUUAUGUCUGCUACAGCAAUCUUCUUUCUGAUGAUGGAUCUGGUCAGCUUAAGGAAUGGGUGUCACUUGACAGUGAAAGAAAUAGAGCUCCUAGAAUUCGGAUUAUGCAUUCUGUGGUCUCAACAAAGUACGAUGGAACAAGGAAGCGGCGAAGGGAGGCUGUAGGUAAUUAUGUAUGGGCUGUUGGUGAUAGGGUGGAUGCUCGGAUGCACGAUGGAUGGUUUGAAGGGACUGUGAUUGAGAAGAGCCAAGUCGAUGAAACAAAGCUUACAGUGCAAUUUUCAGCUGGGGGUCAUUCGUCGCUGGUUCGGGCCUGGGACCUUCGGCCAUCACUCACUUGGAAGGAUGGUCAAUGGAUAGAGUGGUCUCGUGCCAGAGACAAUACGGCGCAAUCUUACAAGGGCGAUACUCCCCAUGUGAAACGACCAAAGUUGAGCAGAGUUGACACCAAGGUUGAUGCAGAAGUUGACGGCACAGGGAUAAGUAAUUUUUUCGAGAAAAUGCCUGCAGAGUUUUUAGGGAAAGCAGAGGAGACAGGACCACUGAAUUUAUCUGCAAAGGAUACAAUUUUUUCUGUGGGAGAGAAUGCGAGUGGAGCAAAUAUUUCUGAUGCACUGAAAGGGAAGCGGACUGGCUUACGAAAAGAAGGAUCUGGGGUUGUAUUUGGUGUUCCAAAGCCUGGAAAGAAAAGGAAGUUUAUGGAAGUAAGCAAACAUUAUGGUUCUGAUAAGACCAACAAGACAAGUCAAGGAGCUGAUUCCCUUAAAUUUGCUAAAUAUUUAAUGCCUCAAACAUCCAGACCAUGGAGAAAUACUUCUAAGGUGGAUUCAAAAGUAAAACAGGGUGGGGACAGUAAGUCCAUAGGAGUUAAAUCCAUUAAAUCUCAAACUACUCAAACUAGAACUACAUCUGAAAAAGAGAAUCUUUCACUCACCACUGCUUCGAAUGGUGACAAAAAUGGUCAUGGGUCUUCAUCAAAUAUGACACCUGGUUUUAGCAAAGAGGAAAACAAUUUAGAAAAGAAUUCUCUAGAAGCUGUUUCUUUCCUUAACAGCCUUCAGACAAAUGAGAGCCUGGUUCCUUCAUCUGUUUCGUCUCUAUCUACUGUCCGUGCUUCGAAGAAGAAGUCUUCAGCAGUUGAAGCAGAACAACGUGUAAAAGGAAGGCCUACUCCUUUGGAUAAGUCCAUCAGAAACGAAAAGAAGCCCACAGAGAACCAUGGAACAUCAUUUGCCGAUGCCGUCGAACCAAGGAGAUCCAAUCGUCGAAUCCAACCAACUUCAAGGCUACUGGAAGGAUUGGAAAGCUCUUUAACCAUUUCAAAGAUACCCAUCUUUUCGCAUGAUAAAAGUUCGAAAGCUCUGCAUAAAGGUUCAAGAGGGAAUACUCGUGGUUGAUUGGAGCUCAGUCUUGAUGUCACAUAGUCUUUGUGAUGUCCUGUGUGACAGAAUACAAGGUUCAGUAGUUUAGAAUUUUGUACAUAAAAUACAGAUAUAGCCUUUUAGGGGAUGAAAUUUGGAAGUUUGAUCUCUCGUUGUCAGAUGUAAGACGUUAUAUGCUUUCUAACUAAGUUAUCAUCGUGGCAUCAUCAUGGUUUUCUA
Messenger RNA from Asparagus officinalis (garden asparagus), 7174 nucleotides. RefSeq lists its product as uncharacterized. The coding region runs from base 344 to 6970 and encodes 2208 amino acids. NCBI's taxonomy places the organism in Eukaryota, Viridiplantae, Streptophyta, Magnoliopsida, Asparagales, Asparagaceae. The record is from RefSeq and is a predicted model, not a curated record. The transcript is spliced from 19 exons.